Messenger RNA from Solanum stenotomum, 954 nucleotides. RefSeq lists its product as uncharacterized. The record is from RefSeq and is a predicted model, not a curated record. Gene Ontology annotation, molecular function: nucleic acid binding. The transcript has 3 exons. Lineage: Eukaryota; Viridiplantae; Streptophyta; Magnoliopsida; Solanales; Solanaceae. The coding region runs from base 1 to 954 and encodes 317 amino acids.
AUGCAUCCUGGAGGUACAAAGAUGUACCAGGCCAUCAAGGAACAUUAUUGGUGGAAUGGUAUGAAGAGAGACAUUGCGGAGUUCAUUUCCAAAUGUUUGGUUUGUCAACAAGUAAAGGCAAGACAUCAAGUUCCAGUUGGUUUACUACAGCCCUUGUCGAUGCCGGAAUGGAAUUGGGAGAGAAUAACUGUGGACUUUGUUUCUGGACUUCCUCACACUCAGAGAAAUCAUGAUGCAAUAUGGGUGAUUGUGGACAGGUUAACCAAGAGUGCUCACUUCUUAGCAAUCCGGAUGGAUUACUCACUUGAGCAUUUAGCCGAAUUGUACAUUAGUGGGAUUGCAAGACUACAUGGUAUCCUUAGGUCUAUUGUAUCUGACCGAGGCCCAAGCUACCAAUCGAGUAUUGAAAUGCCUCCCUAUGAAGCUCUAUACAGAAGGAAAUGCCGGACCCCUCUUUGUUGGAGUGAAGUUGGUGAAAGAAAGCUUGUUGGUCCUGAAAUUGUGCAACAAACAGAGGACAAGGCUGAUCUUAAAAGGCUUGACAUUGAAUAUCAAGUGGGAGAUAAAGUAUUCUUAAAGGUGUCUCCAUGGAAAAAGAUUAUGAGAUUUGGCCAAAAAGGAAAAAUUAGUCCCCGAUUCAUUAGACCUUAUGAGAUACUUGAAAGGAUUGGACCAGUUGCAUAUAAAUUAGCUUUGCCACCAGAGUUGGAGAAGAUCCACAAUAUCUUUCAUGUUUCUAUGCUCAGAAGAUAUCGUUCUGAUCCAUCGCAUGUUCUUCCAGUUGAAUCUAUUGAGGUUAAUCCUGACUUGACGUAUAAUGAAGAACCUAUCCGGAUUGAAGCUCGAGAAGUAAAGCAACUUAGAAACAAGAGAAUUCCCUUAGUAAAGGUGCUUUGGAGGAACCAUUCUAGAAAGGAAUAUACCUGGGAAAGAGAAGAAGACAUGAGGACCUAG